AUGCCAAUCUCGCUUAUUACAUCGGUGAAACGCGCCCACGUUGUUCUCUUUGCCUACGAGGCCUGGGGACACACUCGCCCGCUCUGCAAUUUGGCGGUCCGACUCGCCAAGACACGCCCAGCGAUCAUCACUCUAUUUACGACACAUGUGUUUUAUGAUCGAGUGAAAAGAGAGCUACGACGAAGCGUGCAAAGCGCCGAUGGUCCUCUUUUGGACGACAUUAGAGUAAUCGCCCUCCAUAACACCGGACGUCAUGCGCUCGACAAUAAAGUGCUUGAUGAAUCUUUUGCGGAGGCUUACGAGCAGCUUGUCAAUGGCGAACCGGUGAAGUGUGCGCACACAGGACAUUGCGUCGAGGCGGUAUCUAGCCCAGAUGCCGUCAUCAUCGAUUUCUACGGACGACCCCUUCUCGAAGCCGUACGGAGACUGAGCCAGAAGCCGGUGAAAGUCUUUGUAUGGUUUGCCGGCGCGGCGUCAGUGAUAUUCCGCUUUUACGGCCCCGCGGACAAAGGAGGUGCAGGUAAUCUUCGCGCGAAGGCAGAGCAAGAGGCGGCGCGGUCUGGGAUCACAGUAGAAGCUGCUACCGCCGAAAUCUUGUUCAAAUGCGAAAAGUCACUGCUCAAGAUACCGGGGCUGCCGGCGAUGUAUGACCAUGAGUUCCAGCCACAAACACUACUUGGUGGGUACGCCAUGCUCGGCGGGAUGUUCCUGUCUGCAUACGAUAUGUUUGCCGCAUGCGAUGGGGUGAUCCUCGCCACAUCCGAUUGCUACGAACCCGAAACAACCGCAGCACUCAAGAAACACUUCGCCCAAACGUCUCGUAGUGUGCAUCUCUGCGGACCUAUGAUUCCUUGCGGUGCUCAAGCUCGAGCUCUCGAGGGAGAACAAUGUCGAGAUACUGUGGAGAUUGAAGAUUUCUUGGAGAGUACACUCAGCUCGCACGGAGAACGUUCCGUGCUCUAUGUUUGUGGCAUCUUCUCCCUGGGAACGGUCUACUGGCCAUCAGAACCGGAGAAGGUUUGGGCGUUUCUUGAUGUUCUCGUGGAAAUGCGAAUACCCUUCACUACGAUGCAGAUCAUGAGCCACGCGGUGCGGUACGCAGCGGUCCCAAACAGUGUUGUGCAGAAAAUCAAUAACUACGGACACGGCCUACUGACCACUUGGUCGCCCCAACAAUUAGUUCUCAGCCACUCUGCGACGGGCUGGUUCGUAACCCACGGGGGCCAUAACAGCGUCAUAGAAGCUGUCAGCGCGGGUGUGCCGAUCUGUUCGAAGCUCGGAAUGGACCGGCACUCAACAGGCAAGGCUCCGACUGGUACUGUCGAGGCCUUCUGCCUUGAGGCUAAGGACAUCCUCAAGAAGGCGUUCGGCGAAGACGGCAUGCAUAAGCGCAAUAACGUGUUGAAGCUCAAGCAGAAGACCGAAGAAGCGUGGUCGAAAGCGGGCGCAUCGCGUCGCACCAUAGAGUCGUUUAUGAAUUCGGUUAUAUAG
This is a messenger RNA of Postia placenta MAD-698-R-SB12, 1491 nucleotides long. RefSeq names its product glycosyltransferase family 1 protein. NCBI's taxonomy places the organism in Eukaryota, Fungi, Basidiomycota, Agaricomycetes, Polyporales, Adustoporiaceae. The transcript is spliced from 11 exons. The record is from RefSeq and is a predicted model, not a curated record. Gene Ontology annotation, molecular function: UDP-glycosyltransferase activity. The coding region runs from base 1 to 1491 and encodes 496 amino acids.